Daphnia pulicaria is the source of this 1691-nucleotide messenger RNA. Its product is annotated as sulfated surface glycoprotein 185-like. The coding region runs from base 1002 to 1691 and encodes 229 amino acids. The transcript has 6 exons. Gene Ontology annotation, molecular function: carbohydrate binding. Gene Ontology annotation, cellular component: external side of plasma membrane. The record is from RefSeq and is a predicted model, not a curated record. NCBI's taxonomy places the organism in Eukaryota, Metazoa, Arthropoda, Branchiopoda, Diplostraca, Daphniidae. Gene Ontology annotation, biological process: biological process involved in interspecies interaction between organisms.
AUUGCCAUUUCAAAUCAAUCAGUCGAAAAAAUGAAGAGCUACAGCACCUUGUCCCUGGUUUUUCUCGCCGGUUUUCUAUUUGUUGCAAUUUCAGGUAACAAGACAACAGGCAAUGAAGACACCCCGCAGCUUUUGUCGUCUACCAUUGACGUCAGCAAUGCUUCAGAGACCCGGCCAGCAUCAGCACCGGUAGCCGCUACUGCCAGCGAAGAGGACAAGAAAUUGCUGCUACCUUUACUGGCUAUGAAGCCGCUGGUUAUCGCUGGCGGUUUGCUGGCCGGUGGAAAGUUAAACCAGAAGAAACCUUCGAUGCCGAGCCCGGCAGUCGCAGCCGCUAGACCCACAUCAGCAGUCAACAAUAACGUCUUGGUGGUGAUCGAUGACAACAUCCAGCAGCAGCAGCUCGUGGAAAAGACGAACGCAGGUGAUGAUGACGAGCCCAGGAAAUUGCUGAUACCGAUGAUGGCCAUGAAACCGCUGUUACUCGUCAGUGUGUUGACCGGCGCAAAGUUAGUUAAAUUACCCGCCAUAUCGCCACCGAAAAUCGGCAUCACAAUUACUAGACAUGAAUAUCCAAAACAAUUUGCUGACGGUGACACAAUGCCGUAACGCAUUAUCAGCCAAUUAACUCCCUCCAACGCUAAAAUCUUUUAUUUAUAUUACAAUCGUGCAUAUGUACUGUGUUUUCGGCAAUAAAAAUGCAAGAAAAAUAUUGUCAGGAAUCCUAAAUUUACUCAUACCUAAAAUUUAUGAAUUUAUAAGUUAAUUGGAGACCAAAAUAGAUCUUUAAUUUUUACAAGGUUUGGAGAGAGGUCAUUGAUCUCCGUAUCUGCGUGACCUCUUUCGACCUACCUUAACCUAAAUGGAGGUCGUUGAAAUGUAGUCAAAAUUAUUUUUAAUUAUAGGCAUGUGGGCAUGUGGUGGUGUAUAUCGUCAAACACAGAUAUAGUUUAGUAUAAAAAGUGGCGUACGGAGCUUUGGAUGACAUAGUAUAGCGAAACAUGUCGAAGCGCAGCAUCUUGUUCUCAGUUUUAGUCUGUGUGGGUCUUGUUUUGGCUACUGGUAUUCAUGGUGAGUCGGUUGGCGAAGUAGACAACAAAUUCUUAUUUGGAGGCAUUUCAAUUUCAAUCGACAAACCUGGGGUAAAUCCUCCAUCAACUCCGACGCCAACUCCGCCAACUCCGCCAACUCCGCCAACGCCAACUCCGCCAACUCCGACGCCUCCCAAUCCGAACGAAUGUGUCAGUUUCACCGGUGGCUUCAAAUGUUACAAGCUGCCGACAGGUUGUGUUUGCCCAGUCAACACUCAGAAACCGUGGGUGGAUGCCUUUGAUUUCUGUAAGGCCAACGGUCGGUCUCUCAUAAGCUUCAAAACGGCGGAAAAACAAGCCGAAUUCGAAACAUAUUUACCUGCCAUAAUAGCAAAAUCGGAUAACCUUUUCACGACAAUCGGAUUUUGGACAUCGGGAACUUUUUGCUUGGAGACGUCGGCUGCAAAUGUUUACUGCCCCUCGAAAAACACUUGGGCGUGGGCGGCCACUCGCCAGAAUUUCGGUUACGUCAACUGGGAGACGGGUCAGCCCGAUAUGACCAUGUUGCCAAGGACUGCGUGCGCUCGUGCCGUACCCACCAACAAAUACAAAUGGGACGACAUUGACUGUGGCCAGUUCCUACCAUUCAUCUGUGAAUAG